This is a messenger RNA of Cuscuta campestris, 1475 nucleotides long. The record is from the annotation of a GenBank genome assembly. Lineage: Eukaryota; Viridiplantae; Streptophyta; Magnoliopsida; Solanales; Convolvulaceae.
AUAAUAGUCUCCGAUUCUCCGUGCAGAUGAGCCGGCGAUGAUUUUUGAUCCACAAGACUUGCGGAUUAAAUCGAUCCCUCCAAUUUUCAAUCCCCAGAUUCUUUGCUCCAAACCCUAACCCGCAUUUCUCGACUAGGAAGAUUCCGAAGCUUAAUUUGCGGGUAUACAUACGCGCGCAUGCCCUGUUGCCGCGAAUGGCGAUCAUAGGGGAUGCGCUCCGGCAAGCGUUCAUGCCGAAGAACGAGUACGAGAGUCUGCGGGAGGAGGAUAAGGCGUGGCUCCGGUUACGUAAGCCGAUCCUUUUUCUCUCUGCAACCCUAAUCGCGACCGCGGUCUUGGUUUCCACUCUGAUCAGCUUCAAUAUUGUGUUCCCGGGAGAUCCGGCUCGGCGGCCGUUUUGCGGGGACCUGAGGAUUCAGCCGCUUUCUAUCAAUAUCACCGCCUCCUCAGCUACUGCCACGAUUGGCGGUGUGGGCGGGGACUCUGAUCUGGGUUUUGGGGCGUUUUACCUCACCAAUCAGGAGACUGUGGAUUAUUAUUGGAUGGUUGUGUUUAUGCCAUCAUUUGUCUUCUUCUCCAUUUCUGCAGUGUAUUUAGUUGCAGGAAUUUUUGUUGCUUAUUCUGCUCCUAGAAGGCAUGGAUGUUUGAAGGUGGUUGAAAAUAACUAUUGUGCUUCUAGAAGAGGUGGAGUGAGAUGUUUAUCCAUUCUCAACACCUUAUUUGCCAUCAUAUUUGGGACUCUGGCUCUGUUUCUUGGCUCAACGCUGCUCACUCUUGGGAGUAGUUGCUCUGUGCCCUUGUUUUGGUGUUACGAAAUCACGUCGUGUGGGCUGGUGAUUCUUUACGCAGGAACAGCCUUCUUCUUGAAAAGAAAAGCUGCUGUAAAUCUAGAUGAAGGUGGCUUCGCUGGGCACAAUCUUGGGCUAGAAAUGCUUGAAGCUCAUCCUGUUGAAAUCACCCCAGAUACAGAGAGACGCAUACACGAAGGUUUUAAGGCAUGGAUGGGCCCAUCUUUCUUGUCCUCUGACGAGGAUGACGAACCCGACGAGUACCAGGAAUUGCCCACUAUGUCUAGGACCAAUUCUACCCAGGAACGAACGUGAUCUUCUCAUCUCCCAUUGAAGAAGACUUGCAUCACCACUUCUACCAAAUGUGGUUCUGGUUAUUAGCCCAACUGCCCAAGCAGAACUUUGGAAUCCAUUCCUUGGGAUGACGAGUACUGAGUCCAGAUAUCAACCACAUGGUGGACCUGAAGUUGCGCGAGGCAUUACCCGUCGACAGCUAUAUAUAUACUGAGCAGGAGUUUAUAUCACUGAUCAAUCCGUAUUUUAUCGAUGAUUAAUGAAAAUAUAUAAAAAGAGAAUAUAAUUUGCCUCUUACAGUAAUGAAGUCAAUUUACAUAUGGUCAAAAUUUAGAAUAGGCUUAUUGUACAUCUGGAUCUUCUUGCAGCUACAAAUGAAUACUGUUCAUAUGU